AUGAACUCUCUCGAACUAUUUUUUGAAAUUUUAUACCAAUAUGAAAUGACUAAACGAGAUAAUCAGAGGACCGGAAAUACUGAAGUGGUUGAAUCCCCUACACUUGAUAUGAACUUUGAUUUUGCUGAUGCUCCCCCAGCGAUCGUAAAUAAACCAAAUAAUAAUGAAGAGAGAGAUAAUGAGAAGGAGAAUGAAAAACCAAAAAAAUCAUCUAUUCGCAAAGUAAAUCAUCCAAGAUCAAUUAAGAAAGAACCCGUCAAAGUGGAAAAAGUCGAACAACCAAUAUUGUCAAAACGGAUGAAAAGAAUGAAGGAUAAUUUACGUAUUGAUAUGCUUACAAGUGACAUGCGUCAGUUAUCAACUGACGCAAAUCGACACCCGAGGUACAACAUUUAUAAUUAUAUGGAUAAUUAUAAAAGUAGAGUUAACCUCGCAAUUGAAAUUUUUAAUUAUCAAGUAACCUCUAAAUGUGAUAAUGUAGCACCAGACGAAGUUGUUAAGAUCAUAAAAGAUUAUAGAGCGAAAAAAAAGAUGAUCGAGUACGCUCCUUGUCAAGCAUCCAAAAACGAGUCCGGUGAUGCAUCGAAAGUGAGAGACAAAUUAGAGGAAUUAGAGAAGAUUUUUAUGCAAACCUCUAAUGAUAUGGAAUGGGAAAAAAUUAAUCGAGAUGCCUUGCGAUUGAUAAAGAAUGAACACGGAUUAAAUGAGCCAGGACAAGUUAAAAGCUGUGCUAUGAAGUCGUAUAAUUUCAUGAUGCUGGGUCAGAGAGUCAUCAGUAUGGAGGAACAAAGCGAUAUAAUGCGCGAAUACACCACACUUAACGAUGAUUUCAAAAAAAGACUAAAGGACGAAAAUCGCAAGACAGACGAAAAAGAAAUAGGAGAGAAACGCCCGAUCUUAGAGUCGCCACCGCCGAGAGAAUUGAAGAAGGAAGAAGUAAUAAAAAAAGUGAAGAAGCAAGGAUAA
This is a messenger RNA of Rhizophagus irregularis DAOM 181602=DAOM 197198, 966 nucleotides long. RefSeq lists its product as uncharacterized. The record is from RefSeq and is a predicted model, not a curated record. Lineage: Eukaryota; Fungi; Glomeromycota; Glomeromycetes; Glomerales; Glomeraceae.